CCCUCCGCGUUGCUACUGGCAACAGCGUCCAAACAAACACAGGGCAGCCCUCUGAACAGGAACGAGUGUGUGAUGCACGGCUGCUGCUGCAGGUAAAAUGAGUUCACCUUUGUCGAUGCUGAAGAAAACGAGACGCGCCCCCCUGCAGGACCCUCUGAGUGAACAGGGGGGCAGACAGAAGGUGCCCUUCAGGAGGGAUCUGCUAAAAGAAUUUCAGGCAGGAUUGGCUGACAAUGAUGACUCCUCUGAUCCUGCAGCUAACUAUGCCUCCAUUUCCAAGUCAAACACCUCAUUAAAGAAAGGUGUUCCACCCAGCGACUUUGAGCUGAUGUCUGCCAUGAUGCAGCGGGUGACCCUGCUGGAGAAGACAGUGAGGAGCCAAGCACGGGAGAUCGAGCGCAAGGAUGAAAGGAUCUCAGCUUUGGAGGAAAAACGAAGGCCUCUGAACGAAUCAGAAAGCACACAUGAGCUGAGCUGCAGAGACGAUCUUGAGAGAAGGUGCCAGAGACUGCAGAAUCAAGUGAUUGAAAUGGAGAGCUUUCUGAGUGACUACGGUUUGAUCUGGGUGGGAGACGGUGCCAGCGGUGACUCAGCCGAAAGUGAUCAGGCACAGAGCGCAGGGAGAGGUCAUCUGCAGCCAGACGCCUCUGCGGUCAGGAGCUUCCGCAUGAACUUUGACCUGGUGGUGCAGAGGAUCAGGGAGCUGAACAUCCUCACAGGGGACGGCGAGUGUUUCGUGCGAUCGACAGCUACAGGGGCGCAGUUGGCAAAGAAGGAUCCCAUUCAACUGAGUCUCUACAGCAACGGGAUCGUCAUGUUUGAUGGUCCUUUCCGCUCCUAUCAGGAGGACAGCACCCAGCGGUGCAUGCAAGAUCUGAUGGCCGGGUAUUUUCCAUCUGAGCUUCAAGGAAAAUUCCCAGAUGGCGUCCCUUUUGAGGUUCAUGACAGGAGAGAUGAGGAAUUCGUCUUUCGGCCACCGUGGGACAGAUUUCCUGGUGAGGGUCAGGCUGUUCGAGGGGGGAAAGGCAAGAAGAUGAGCGUGGAUCAGUUCGUCAACAGGUUACCAAAGGUGGUAGUAAAGGCUGGUCGUGUGAUUGAUAUCAGGGACUCAGUGAGGGGCGUCCUGCAGGGUUCAUCUGAUGCCCAGAGCCGCGACUCUGUGAUCCUGAUAGACACGCCGUCACUGCAGGCCAUGAAGGACAGACUGCAGGUGCUCAACACUGACCGGACCGCGUCAGCCCGUGAUGUUAUCACGCUCAAGCUGAGGUCAGAAGAUGGGAAUCACACUUUCAUACUGAAGAUGUGCCUCCUAGAAACAAUCGGCCAGCUGCGACACUAUCUGGACUCACACAGAGGUGGUGGUCUCCCCGGCUAUGACAUCAUCAGCGUGUACCCGCAGUGCUGCUACGAUGACGACCGCCAGACGCUCCAGUCAUGUGGGCUGACGACUAACACUACUCUGCUGCUGCGAAUGAGGAAACGUCUCCCCAUCACUCACUGACUGAAGCUUAUAAAAUAAACUCAUAAAGCAGCUACGCACGA
Messenger RNA from Acanthopagrus latus (yellowfin seabream), 1542 nucleotides. It is a transcript of the gene ubxn11, whose product is annotated as UBX domain protein 11. The transcript is spliced from 14 exons. Gene Ontology annotation, molecular function: ubiquitin binding. The record is from RefSeq and is a predicted model, not a curated record. Gene Ontology annotation, biological process: proteasome-mediated ubiquitin-dependent protein catabolic process. NCBI's taxonomy places the organism in Eukaryota, Metazoa, Chordata, Actinopteri, Spariformes, Sparidae. The coding region runs from base 98 to 1501 and encodes 467 amino acids.